AUGCAAAAUAGGACCGUGUUUCCGGAGUUCAUUCUGUUGGGUCUCACAAAUCAGCCUGAACUCCAGGUAGUGAUAUUCAUCUUUCUCUUUCUCACUUACAUGCUAAGUGUCCUGGGAAAUCUGACCAUUAUCACUCUCAUGCUUCUAGACCCCAACCUCCAAACUCCAAUGUAUUUCUUCCUCCGGAAUUUCUCCUUCUUAGAAAUUUCCUUCACAUCCAUUUUCAUUCCCAGAUUUCUUUCCAGCAUGACCACAGGUAAUAAAGUCAUUAGCUUUUCUGGCUGCUUGACUCAGUAUUUUUUUGCUCUAUUUCUCGGAGCAACUGAGUUUUACCUGCUGGCAUCGAUGUCCUGUGAUCGCUACGUAGCCAUCUGCAAGCCCCUGCAUUACCUAACCCUUCUGAGCAGCAGAGUCUGCAUACAACUCAUGCUCUGCUCCUGGCUGGGAGGAUUCCUAGCCGUAUUGCCACCAAUCAUACUGAUGAGCCGAGUAGACUUCUGUGCUUCCAAUGUCCUGAAUCACUAUUACUGUGACUAUGGGCCCCUCAUGGAGCUCGCCUGCUCAGACACAAGCCUCCUGGAGUUCAUGGUCAUCUUCCUGGCCAUCGUGACUCUGGUGGUGACUCUGGUACUUGUAGCACUUUCUUACAUAUACAUCAUCAGGACCAUUCUGAGGCUCCCUUCUGCCUAGCAGAGGACGAAGGCGUUUUCCACUUGCUCCUCCCAUAUGAUUGUCAUCUCCCUCUCUUACGGCAGCCGCAUGUUCAUGUACAUUAAUCCCUCUGCAAAAGAAGGGGGUGCUUUCAACAAAGGAAUAGCUGUUCUCAUUACUUCAGUCACCCCCUUGUUGAACCCUUUUAUUUAUACUCUAAGAAAUCAGCAAGUAAAGCAAGCCUUCAAGGAUAUCAUCAAGAAGAUGGUGACAUUUUAA
Messenger RNA from Ochotona princeps (American pika), 930 nucleotides. RefSeq names its product olfactory receptor 6C4-like. The record is from RefSeq and is a predicted model, not a curated record. Gene Ontology annotation, molecular function: G protein-coupled receptor activity; olfactory receptor activity. NCBI's taxonomy places the organism in Eukaryota, Metazoa, Chordata, Mammalia, Lagomorpha, Ochotonidae. Gene Ontology annotation, cellular component: membrane. Gene Ontology annotation, biological process: G protein-coupled receptor signaling pathway.